CGGUUGGUUAGUUGGCAUUGACCUACGGGUGUGUCCGUGACACAAGUGGAUCUUCUCCUCCUCGUCCUCCGCGUCGGAAGAAGUAGCAAGUAGCUGUUGCAGCGUCUACUGACGAAGACGUCAUCUCUACUUCGUGUAUUCGUGAAGGGACAGAAUUAAAUUAAGAGAAAAUGAGGAUCUGGUGGAUCUUGUCCGCUGCCCUGGUGGCCAUCUCCCUCAGCGGCGCGCAUGCGCAGUUGGCCGUCGGGCCAGGAGGCCUCAGAACGCCCCCGAUCAACCUCGUCUCUGUCUUCAGAUUUCUACGCGAUAUUUUCAUGGCUUACAUGUACCCUCCAACCCCGGGUUCCGAGGUGAAGACGACGAAGAAUGACGACGCCAAGUUGAUUCCAGUGAGGGACGAAAAGGACAUGGAAGCUGUGGUAGAGCCCUCGAAAAAGCGGGUCAGCGUCUUGGGUUACGACACGGACGGGAACAUCGUGGAAAAGUUUGACACAGGCUGCUCAGACGACAGCUCCAUCGACUGCAUCCCCAAAGAAGAAGAAGAAGAAGAGAGGAUAGACGACGCCCUUGAUGAGAACCUCCUCCCAAUGAAUCGGACAGCAGACGGGACCACGGUGGCCGACGCCUUCGAGGACAAGACAGCCUCCAUGCAGCUGGUGGUCGGGAAGUGGCCCGUCCUCUACAUUACACUGAUUUCCAUCCUGUCCUGGCUGAUUAUCAUGAUCAGCACUCCUUAUAUCCUGACCGGAGACACUAUCGGCCGUCGUGAGGAUGACGUGUCUGCAGAGUCGAUGGUUGACCAGCAGGACGUGCUUUUGCUGCUCGCGUGGCUCCUGGGAGCAGUGAGCGAGGACACCUCGUGCCUGGAACGCAUAGUCUGCCUCACGCCCACCAAAUCUUCCAGAUACAUUUCCGUGUCGUCUAUGUUCUUCAACGUCGCCAGUUACCUGCGCAGAUGGGUCCCCUACAGUCAGAGAUUCGACAACCUCCUCGACAGACUGGAGGACGUGACCUUGGACGGGUUCGCCCAGGAUUGCCACAGCUACUACUGCCCGACGAUUCCGGAGCUGUAGUUGGUGACCUCUGACCUGUGACCUAGCUUCGUAAUGCCCACCACUGACCUCGAGAAAGUGAAGUGGUCUCGAGAUGGCAAAAGGCUUUUGGAAUUCGUCAAUGUUAAGGAUGUUGAUGAUGUUGAUUUUUUUUUUUUGGUGAAUGUUGGGAUGUUGAUUGGACUCAAAAGGGAAUUUUGAUAUUAAAACCAUACUUUGAAGUGAAGUAGAUUAAAGUACAGUAUUAACUUUUUAUGUAUAUUUAAUAAAGGAGUGUUUUUAUUGACUCAAGAUGGGAAUUUUGAUAUUAAAACUAUACUUUGAAAUGAAGGUGCUAAAAUACAACAUUAAUUUUUAUAUAUAUAUAUAAAAAGAUAUUUUGUAUUGGACCAAAAAUGUAAUUUGGCCAAAGCCAUUCUUUGAAAUGAAAACGAAUAAAGUACAAUAUUAAUUUUUUUUAUAUAAAAGGAUGGUUUAUACUGGACAAAGAAAAGAAAUUUUAACUAAAACUAUACUUAGAAAUAAAGUAGAUGUAAGCACAAUAUUCAUUUUUUAUAUAAAGCGAGGAAUUUUAACUCUAAAACUAUACUAUAAAGUGAUAUUGACUAAAGUACAGUAUCAAUUUUUUUUUUUACAUAUAAAAGGAUGGUAUAGAAUUUGUUUGUAAUUUCAGGUAAUGUUAUUAGUAUGAAAAAUAUUAAAUGUAAAAUGACUGAACAUUCUGGGAAAAUCAUUAUUAUUGCUGAAUGACACCAGCAUUGUUAUAUUAUUUAUUUACUUGUUAUAUUUAUUGUAGAUUUUAGCUGAAACCUAGGAUCUAGAAAUAGCACACACACACACACAUACACACUUAUACACACACAUAAAUAUAAAUGUGUGUGUGUGUUUAUCAGUAGGCAUUUAUGCUUUAUACCUGGGUACCUACACAUGCACAUACAUACAGACACAUAUACAUGGCUGUAUAAAGACGCAUUAUUUAUUUCUAUUGUUAUCUAAUUGUAACAAUUAUAUUCCUCUUCAUAUCAAAUGUUUAUAUUAUUAUUAUUAUUAUUAU
This is a messenger RNA of Macrobrachium nipponense, 2106 nucleotides long. RefSeq lists its product as uncharacterized. The transcript is spliced from 7 exons. Lineage: Eukaryota; Metazoa; Arthropoda; Malacostraca; Decapoda; Palaemonidae. The record is from RefSeq and is a predicted model, not a curated record. The coding region runs from base 171 to 1073 and encodes 300 amino acids.